ACCCCCCUUUCUGCCCUAGGGAAACCAUUGUACCUGCACAUCGGGGAGGAGAUCGACGGUGUGGACAUGCGAGCUGAGGUCGGACUCCUGACCCGGAACAUCGUGGUGAUGGGGGAGAUGGAGGACAGCUGUUACCCCUACAGCAGCCACAUCUGCAGCUUCUUUGACUUCGACACUUUCGGGGGCCACAUCAAGUUUGCCCUGGGCUUUAAGGCAGCGCACCUGGAGGGCGUGGAGCUGAAGCACAUGGGGCAGCAGCUGGUGGGGCAGUACCCCAUUCACUUCCACCUGGCAGGCGACGUGGACGAGAAGGGAGGCUACGACCCGCCCACAUACGUCCGCGAGCUCUCCAUCCACCACACCUUCUCUCGCUGUGUCACCGUGCACGGCUCCAAUGGCUUGUUGGUCAAGGACGUGGUGGGCUAUAACUCUCUGGGCCACUGCUUCUUCACGGAAGACGGGCCAGAGGAACGGAACACCUUUGACCACUGCCUCGGCCUCCUCGUCAAGUCUGGAACCCUCCUCCCCUCCGACCGCGAUAGCAAGAUGUGUAAGACCAUCACAGAAGACUCCUACCCGGGGUACAUCCCCAAGCCCAGGCAGGACUGCAAUGCAGUGUCCACCUUCUGGAUGGCCAACCCCAACAACAACCUCGUUAACUGUGCGGCCGCGGGGUCCGAGGAAACCGGGUUCUGGUUCAUCUUCCACCACGUGCCGACGGGCCCCUCGGCGGGAAUGUACUCCCCAGGCUAUUCAGAGCACAUUCCACUGGGGAAAUUCCAUAAUAACCGAGCACAUUCCAACUACCGGGCUGGCAUGAUCAUAGACAACGGGGUCAAGACUACCGAGGCUUCCGCCAAGGACAAGAGGCCCUUCCUCUCUAUCAUCUCUGCCAGGUACAGCCCUCACCAGGACGCCGACCCGCUAAAGCCCCGGGAGCCCGCCAUCAUCAGACAUUUCACCGCCUACAAGAACCAGGACCAUGGGGCCUGGCUGCGUGGUGGGGACGUGUGGCUGGACAGCUGUCGGUUUGCUGACAAUGGCAUCGGCCUGACCCUGGCCAGCGGUGGGACCUUCCCGUAUGACGAGGGCUCCAAGCAGGAGAUAAAGAACAGCCUGUUUGUUGGCGAGAGUGGCAACGUGGGGACGGAGACGAUGGACAACAGGAUCUGGGGCCCCGGCGGCCUGGACCACAGUGGGAGGACCCUCCCUAUAGGCCAGAAUUUUCCAAUCCGAGGAAUUCAGUUCUAUGAUGGCCCCAUCAACGUCCAGAACUGCACUUUCCGCAAGUUCGCGGCCCUGGAGGGCCGGCACACUAGCGCCCUGGCCUUCCGGCUGAACAACGCCUGGCAGAGCUGCCCCCACAACAACGUGACCAACAUUGCCUUUGAGGACGUCCCGAUUACUUCCAGAGUGUUCUUCGGAGAGCCCGGGCCCUGGUUCAACCAGCUGGACAUGGACGGGGAUAAGACGUCGCUGUUCCAUGACGUCGACGGCUCUGUGUCCGAGUACCCGGGGUCCUACCUCACCAAGGACGACAACUGGCUGGUCCGGCACCCGGACUGCAUCAACGUCCCCGACUGGAGAGGGGCCAUCUGCAGCGGCCGCUACGCACAGAUGUACAUUCAGGCCUACAAGACCAGCAACCUACGGAUGAAAAUCAUCAAGAAUGAGUUCCCCAACCGUCCUCUCUACUUGGAGGGGGCCCUGACCCGCAGCACCCACUACCAGCAGUACCAGCCCGUCGUCACGCUGCAGAAAGGCUACACCGUCCACUGGGACCAGACGGCCCCCGCCGAGCUCACCGUCUGGCUCAUCAACUUCAACAAGGGCGACUGGAUCCGAGUGGGGCUCUGCUACCCCCGAGGCACCACGUUCUCCAUCCUCUCGGACGUGCACGACCGCCUGCUGAAGCACACGUCCAAGACGGGCACCUUCGUGCGGAGCCUACAGAUGGACAAGCUGGGGCAGAGUCUUCCGGGCAGGAGCCAUUACUACUGGGAUGAGGACUCAGGGCUGCUGUUCCUGAAGCUGAAGGCCCACAACGAGAGAGAGCGGUUCGCCUUCUGCUCCGUGAAAGGCUGCGAGAGAAUCAAGAUUAAGGCUCUGAUCCCGAAGAACGCGGGCGUCAGCGACUGCACAGCCACCGCCUACCCCAGGUUCGCCGAGAGGCCUGUGGUGGACGUGCCCAUGCCCAGGAAGCUCCUGGGUGCCCAGCUGAAGACGAAGGACCACUUCUUGGAGGUGAAGAUGGAAAGUUCCAGGCAGCGAUUCUUUCACCUCAUGAACGACUUUGCGUACAUUGAAGUGGACGGGACGAAGUACCCCAGCGCGGAGGACGGCAUCCAGGUGGUGGCGAUCGACGGCAGCCAGGGGCACGUGCUCAGCGACACGAGCUUCCGGCACGCCAUUCUGCAGGGUAUCCCGUGGCAGCUGUUGGAGCACAUGGCAGCCAUCCCCGACAACUCCAUCGUGCUCAUGGUGUCCAAGGGAAGAUACACCUCCAGGGGCACCUGGACCAGAGUGCUGGAAAACCUCGGGGCCGAUAAGAGCAUCAAGUUGAAAGAGAAGAUGGCAUUCGUUGGCUUCAAAGGGAGCUUCCGGCCCACCUGGGUGACUCUGGACACGGAUGACGACAAGGCCAAAAUCUUCCAAGCGGUGCCGAUCCCCGUGGUGCAGAAGCAGCAGCUGUGAGCAGGCCUGUCCCUGGCGCCGCCCGCGGUGCGCAGGGAGGCGGACGCUGGCAGUGGACCCGGACGGGGACCUGGGCGGGGCGGCUGGCUCCCCGGCCCCUGGCACCAUUGGUGUCAGCCCCGAUGGGCCGAGGGAAGGCUAUCAGAGAUGCCUGGUGCUGCCCCGCUCCCGCCCCCACUCAAGCGUCUACCUGCAGCCCUGGGGGCGGAGCUGCCCACACUGGAGACCUCCUCUUCCCUGCAGCCUCCUGGGUGCUUCUCUCCUGUCUGUGCCUCUGCAGGGGUGGGGUGGGGGUCAUACAAGGAGCCCCGAGCCGUGCUGGCGAUAGGGUCUGCUUCAGGCAGGAGCCCCCAUCCAGCCAUUUGCAGAUCCCUGUGCUCUUCAGCACGCACGGCAGGGGGGUGGAGCCAGGAAAAGAGACGGGUCUUCAGGAAAUCUUUGUUCCUGCAGGCAAGCACCAGCCUGCAUGGGGUUAGGAGCCGGAGUGUAGACGCGCUCGCCGAGGCGGGACCGGCUCCCCUCGGGGAAGGGGCGAGCCCUGCCUCUGGAGGGGUUCAACCUUUCUGGAGACUUCAGGUCCUGGGAGGGGGACAGAACUAGAUGACUUCUAGAGGCCCUUUCUAUUGUGAGAUUGCAGAAGUCUGUGGCUUUUCGUACCGCAUGCAGAACCCAGCCGAAGACAAGGGGAGUCUUUCCGGCCAGUGCCUGUGACGCAGGGUGCCCUGGGGCAACCAGGGUGGGGGCGGUGAGAAGCCAGGCCUGGAGUCAGGGGCUUGCAGGCCGGGGGGACAGGUGGUCAGGUACACGCACCCUCCGAUGCCAGGUAGAGACUGUGACGGGGGGAGAUGAAGAGCCACGCAGGUUCCUCUGGAGGGAAGGAUCCCACAAGCUUGGGUGGGUCAGGAAGCUUCCCCCAGGAGGAGGAAUGGGGCCUGCAGGAAGGAAAGGCAGGACAUCUGGGUGGGCAGAGUAGUUUGGAGGGACUGCCCUUCCUGCCCCCAUCUGCCUGAAGCUGGUGACUGCAAGGUCGCCCUCCACGUGACGCUUGCUGGCCCACUCAUCACGGCCAAACAUGCGGGGGCUGGGUAGGUUCAUAACGCCCGCCGUGGGAAGCACUUCAGUCCCCAGCCAGGCGCCCUCUAACCUGGACAGGCAUGGAGCUAGGUCGAGAGAAGUAAGCUCCUAUUUGGGGCCUCAUGUGUUCUUUGAAUGGGCUCACCCCUCGAUGAGCCCAGGGUUUCAGGGCUGGAAAGGACCUUGAUGCUGAUCUAGUCCCAAACCCCCAUUUUACAGAUGGGGCAUGUGGACCCUGACAUGGGGAGGAACCACACAGCCAGGCCGGGGGGGGCGGGCCGGCAGUCCCAUGCCCAGCCCCUGCUGCCAUGCCACAUUGCCUCAACGAUGGGACCCAGGGUGCCUUGCACUCCCGAGGGAGCUCGCCAAAUGGGGCCAAGCCCCCCGGAAGGGAAAACUCAGAAUAGAGAGAACCGACUAAUGGCGGUUCCCUCCUGGCCUUCUGUGCACACGGGGCUGCCCUCCCUCAGGCUGGAGGCGGCCCUGCAGCCUCCACGGUGUUCAAAGUACCUGCCGUCCCUCGAGAGGGCUCACAACAGCCACGGCCCUUCCACUGGUGCCCCCUGGUCUGCAGGCCUGCAGAUGUGGCCCAGGGGACAGCGCCGGGGCACACCACCAUGCUUCUGGUGAGCCAGCGUGGCCGCUCUAGGGGAUCUGCUGAGCUGCGGGGCCCAGCGCAGGCCCUCCAGCUACUGCCCACCACCCCGCAAAACUCGGGGAAGGAGGAAAGCUCCCUGUCGCUGCUGAGGUCCCCGGGUCACCGGGCGGGGGGGACGGGACACAAGGAGCUGCGUUUUCCCCUUUCCUGCACCAACCACAAACCCUUUCUUCCAAGAGGGCCUUCUUGGCUCCCUGUGCCUGGCCGCAUCCAUGACACUCGGGCAGAAGGGCCCCUCCCCAGGCUGGGCCAACACCUCACAGUUCUCCCAGUGGCUAGGAGGUGGCGGCGGGACGUGGCAGCUGCCCAGGCCCUGAUCCCGGGCGGGCCUCUUGCGGGCAGCUGCGUGGCCCUGCAGUGGCGGCCGAGAUGACCUCACAUUCUCGGCUACGGUUCUACGGGGUUUUGAGACUCUGGCAAUGCAAAGGGUGUCACACUGUGAACCACUUAGGAUGUGAUCACUUUGGGUGGCCAGAAACGUGGACUGUUUUUGGUUCACUUUCCAAAAUGAUCUAUUUGAAAAUCCUCAGAGUUGUACAUAUGUCUAAAAGUGCAGGAUUGCACACUUUCUCUCCACCACCUGCCACAGCCGGUGGCCGGGCAUGUGCUUGGUGGCAUGGAUUGUCUUGUGGCUUGGAAAAUUUUUCCUAUGGUUCUUUCUGUCCGUCAGUGUUCACAUGAGUUGGGCCUUUAGGGUAAACGACACUCCUCUGAAAUGUUUGUCUCCUUCCUGUUGCCGAAAUAGCGGGUCCUUUUUCGGGAAUUCGAUGUAUAGUGUGUUUUGUAUGUAAACGUUUCUUAGAGGUGCCACCAUGAACAAAGAUGUAUUUUCUAUUUAUUUAUUAUAUAUGCACUUGGAGACGUCGUUGUCAGAGAAAUGAACUGUCUUCAAUCAAUGUUGUGUGUGGGGAGUGUACCCAGAGCCGUCUGCCGGCAGCAGAGGACCUUGGCUCUGGUGUGGAAAAUCUUGCUGUACCAUAGUAAACA
This is a messenger RNA of Ailuropoda melanoleuca (giant panda), 5413 nucleotides long. Its product is annotated as cell migration inducing hyaluronidase 1. Bases 67 to 2694 code for a protein of 875 amino acids. The record is from RefSeq and is a predicted model, not a curated record. Lineage: Eukaryota; Metazoa; Chordata; Mammalia; Carnivora; Ursidae. The transcript has 18 exons.